This is a messenger RNA of Pyricularia grisea, 933 nucleotides long. RefSeq lists its product as uncharacterized. The transcript has 3 exons. NCBI's taxonomy places the organism in Eukaryota, Fungi, Ascomycota, Sordariomycetes, Magnaporthales, Pyriculariaceae. Gene Ontology annotation, molecular function: oxidoreductase activity, acting on the CH-OH group of donors, NAD or NADP as acceptor. Bases 1 to 933 code for a protein of 310 amino acids. The record is from RefSeq and is a predicted model, not a curated record. Gene Ontology annotation, cellular component: cytoplasm.
AUGGCACCCUAUGAUCUGUCCGGCAAAUAUGCAGUAGUCACGGGUGGAGGAUCAGGUAUCACUCUUGAUUUUAUCAAGCUUCUCCUCGCCGGCGGUACUUCUGUAAUAGUCGGCGACCUUCACCUCCGCCCCGAGGCCGAGGAGCUUGCCUCCAUGUACCCUCACCCCCCUCAAGACUCCAAGCAUGCAUCCUUUAUCUUUCACAAAACCGACGUCACCUCCUGGCCGCAGCUGUCCUCCCUAUGGAACACCGCGCUAGCCACCUUUCCGCAGGUUGACAUGGUAGUUCCCGGUGCGGGUGUCCUCGAGCCAUACUGGAGCUCAUUUUGGCAUCCACCGGGCGCCGAAGGGUCGCCAUCUACCGACAACCCCGACGCCGAGCCUGGGACUUACGCCACUCUCAAUGUCAAUCUCGUGCACCCCAUCCGACUUGCGCAGCUGGCACUGGCGUACUGGACGACCGGCAAAAUUAAAGGGAACCUGCUCUUUCUGGGUAGCGUCGCCGGGUAUACGGGUACGAUUCACGUCCCCCUGUACCAUGCGGCCAAAGCUGGCCUUCACGGCUUUGUCAAGAGCAUCGCGCCGAUGCAUGCACGUCUGGGUAUCCGCGUGGCAUGUGUUGCGCCGGCUCCGGUUUUGACGCCCUUGUGGGACUCUAAUUCCUCAGUAGCGAAGCUUGGCAAAAACGACCCGGCGUUAACGUCAAGGUUUGUCGCCGAGUUGAUGCUGGAUGUGUGCACGUCUGAAAACUACCGUGACGGCAACGUUGUCGAGUGCAUCGAGGUUGGCACCCUCGAGAAUCCGAACCCAACAAUUCGCGAGGUUCCCUGCCAUCUGCUGCACCCGUCCGUUGGCCCGGGUGUCACGUCGAUCUUGGCUGCAGAGGAGGAGCGCUUAUGGAAGAUGAUGGAAACGUCGGGCUUCGAGGCCUAG